UUCACAUUUCGUUGACGGAACUAGAGAUUUCAGCGGCUUUUGUUGCAAUAGUUAGCAUUUUUUGCAAUUGUUUGCUCAGAAAAUUUGCGAAUACCACUAAAAGUUAGUGGGGCAACUAAUAUAUUCAAGUGAAGUGUUAUAUCUUUUAAAAUACUUUCAGUAUUCCAAUCGUACAUAGAAUUGUAAUAAGUUCAGUUUGUUUGAACUUUUUUUUUUUAAUAAAUUAGAAACAGCGCCCUUCCAUAAGUAAUAUAAAUAUUAUAAACGGUCAUUUGAGCUAGAUAUAUUGAAGACCUAUUUUCAAAUGGAGGAAACACUUAAUUUAGAAGUUGAGGAAACUAUGUGCGAUGAAAAACAAUCAGGUGAAAGCAGUUCUGCGACCACAACAAAUGAGAAACGGGAGCGCAAGGAGAGACGAAAUUUCAUAUGUGGUGUAAUUGAAGGUUUUUAUGGCAGGCCGUGGACAACGGAGCAACGAAAGGAUUUAUUUAGAAAGAUGAAAAAAUGGGGCAUGGAUUCUUAUGUGUACGCUCCUAAGGAUGACUAUAAGCAUCGCGCCUAUUGGCGAGAGUUGUAUACCGUGGAAGAAGCUGACCAUCUGACAAGUUUAAUAACGGCGGCUAGAGAACAUGAUGUAAUGUUUUAUUAUGCUCUUUCACCUGGUUUGGAUAUGUCUUAUAGUAGCCAGAAGGAAAUCCAAACACUCAAACGAAAGCUGGAUCAAGUUUCACAAUUUGGUUGUGAAGCAUUUGCACUGCUUUUUGAUGAUAUUGACUCAGAACUGUCUAAAUUGGAUAAAGAAGCUUUUCAAACAUUUGCUAAUGCACAAGUAUCUGUUACAAAUGAAAUAUUUGCUCAUUUAGGCAAUCCCAAGUUUCUCUUUUGUCCUACGCAGUACUGUAGCACUCGUGCGAUCCCUACUGUACAUGAUUCCGAGUAUUUAAACACUUUAGGCUCGAAGCUUAACCACGAUAUCGAUAUUAUGUGGACUGGCAACAAAGUAAUCUCGAAAAUUAUUAGCUUAGAAUCAAUACAAGAAAUAACCGAAAUAUUACGGAGGCCCCCGGUCAUUUGGGAUAAUUUACAUGCUAACGACUAUGAUCAGAAACGCGUUUUUCUUGGUCCAUAUUCGGGUCGUUCUCCAGAGUUAAUUCCUCAUCUACGCGGAGUUAUGACUAACCCAAAUUGUGAAUUCCAUGCCAACACUAUAGCCAUAAACACUUUAGCCAGUUGGUCGAAAUGCAGUCUCGAUUCAAAAGUAAACAGCACCAUUUCUGCGGAUAUUAAACUCGAAACUGAAAAUGAGGAUGGCACUAAUGAAGAGGAAAUUCCAAUCGACUGCUUAUCUAAAAAUAUGUAUCACCCUCGUAUUGCUUUAAAAAACGCUAUUGCUGAAUGGCUGCCGGAAUUCUUUUUGGCUAAAGAAGCGUGGGGGCCUAUAACGAAACCGCAACCGCAAGUUACAAUGGUUAUGCCUAUCAUACCUAUUAUACCUUCUAUUAAUACUUGUAUGAGCUUGACAACAACAACGACGACAUCCACAAGUACGAAAACUGUUACAGUUCCGGAAGUGAAUACUACACAGCUUCAAGCUUUAGCUGAUGUUUGUAGCACCGUCAAUUCAUCAGUUAUUAAUCCCAUUACAAAUCCUGUAAUGAAUUCCUUGGUUUCGCCAACUAAAGUAGUUACAAAUGAUGAUAUUGUAAAUCCAAUACCCACAUGUGUUGCAUCAAAUAUUGAGUUGCCCAAAAAAAUUCCUAUAUCUAUUGUAUCAGUACCAAUAAUGCAUACCAAGGCAGUAGAAGACAUAAUGCCAAGAAAUAUUGAUGCAGAUGGAGAAGGCUCGAAAUCGCCAGUAUCCGAUUUCGCUAUAACAACAACAAAGCCUACAUCGGUUACAAAUGAAAAUAAUUCUGAGCAUACGGAAUUACAAACAAAUGAAGAUAAUAAUACAACAUCAGCUAUAGAUCAAGAAUGUAUCAACAAAGAAGAAGGAAUGAGUAUUGAAAAAGCUCCAGCCGAGAUACAAGUGUCAAAAUCAGAUGAUGAAAAAAAGAUGUCAGAUGAAUUAGAAAUUGAAAGCGGUGUUGCCAAUAAUGGAAAGGAUGCUGGUUUAUCAAUAGAUACCACCGUUUCACCGGGGGAUAUUGGAAACAGUACAGGGUCUCUGCCUAUGGCAGACGAACAUACCUUAAGCCCCCUUAGUGCCAUAAGCACCGGGGGUAAUGAACCAAUGGAAUGCAGUAGUAGUUUAGCUUCGCAAGCUUCGGGAAAAGAAGAUCGCAAAAUAAUAUCUGAAGAUGUAGUGAUGGCUGAGGGUGUGGAAGAUGACGAUAUUUGCAACGGCUCUAUGAAUGAACUGAAUAAUAGCAUGCAAGUCGAAAGCUCGGAAGGUUCGCCACUUUCAAACGCCGAUAUGAAAGAUUGUGAUGAGAAAAAUUUUCCUGAAGCGGGUAGUAGUGGUUCCAUUACAGUGGAAGACCUUUAUUUGCUAUGUGAUCUCUUCUAUCUACCAUUCGAGCACGGUAGUCGUGGUUAUAAGUUACUUAAUGAAUUCAAUUGGCUGAAAGCGAAUGCGAACGUUUUAUUAGGAAACGACAAAACUAUUAGGAAGUGUGCUAAUGUAGAUGGUGCCGUGUCGCCAAAUCCCGAAGUAGCCGAGUGGAUGCAACGCGCCGAGGGAUUCUCCAGACACUGCAAUUCUGUACACGAAUUGUUACGCAAAAUUGCGAAUUGUGCUAAUAAAGAAAUAUGUCAUGAUUUGUUCUCUUAUGUGUGGGACAUAGCCGGUGCUUUAACACUUCAGAAUGCUUUUAUAAAAUGGCUAAGUCUUGGUCAUUUUCCGCCUAAUGUUCAAACAUAUACGCAGGGUACCUACACAUGGUUUAGCAAGGGCUGGAAGGAAGCAUUCAUGUCAGGUGAUCAAGAACCAUGGGUAUUUCGUGGUGGCCUCAUUGCUGACUUACAACGCCUGAUGCCUGUGGAUUCCGGUAACGAUUUAUUUUUAUAUAAAUUGCCUGAACUGCCAACAAGUGAUUAUCAUUUAUUACGUCCUUACACACCAAUUGACGAACCUGAAUUGGGACAAGUAUGCACCCGAGCUUUUCUAGAGCUAAGCGCUAAUUCAAUUGACGAUAAAUCCGGUGAAAGUGAUGUCAUUCCCGAAACGCUAUUUCCCAAUCAUUUGCGUGAACUUAUUGCCGAUAAUGUUGUUGGACAUUUUGUCACAUUAUAUCCACAGUUUUGUAUUGUAGCACAUGAUGCCUCUAAUGCCAUUGUUGGCUACGCAGCUGCAGCCUUAAAUAUUCACACGUUUAUGCGCAAUGUUGAAAUCUGUUGGAUACCAUCAAUGAAAGAAAAAUACGCCGAAUCUUUACUGGCAAAAGGUAGCUUCAUCGAUGUUGCAAAUGGUACAGAUGAUGAAAAAAGACAUUUAGCAACGACCUCUAAACUAAAUGCCAUUAUUGCUGAGAUGAUAAAUGAUUUUCAUAAUUAUGAAUAUCAAUGUCCGACUGAAGUUAGUAACGCAUAUCCGGCUGUGUUAACUGCCGCGGCCUUGAAUGACACUUUAUUACGAGAUUAUGGACUUUUAAAACGUCUGAUAACAGUGACUUUAGCAACACUACGUUCCAAUGGUUGUUUCGGUGUGCAUGUACGUUUAACGGUUAAGGGGGCGGAACAUUUGCACCACCACUAUGCUAAGAUAGGAUUUACGGAAGUAUAUCGUGAUACUGAGGGUAAAUAUCUCUAUCUCGGGCGGCGUUUUUAGCAACAGCCACCGCAUCAAUCAACAUCAGUCUUUCUGCUAAAGUUACGUCAAUGACCGUCGAAUAUCAAAUAUGCUAACAAGCAAAAAAGGAUUGGAUUUUAUUUAUGUAACUCAUUAUUUCGUAAUCCUACCGACCGUAAAAGGCACAUUAUGAAAAAGAAAAAAAAAAACGAUGAAGUGGCUGACUAACGACCAUAAAUUAAAUAUGCCGAUUAAUUCAUACUCAUUUCAUGGUAUUAAUAAAGCAAAGGUAUUGCUCUAUGACUGACAUCUCAAUAACCAUUUUAAUCAUAUAAAAUAUGUAUAGUAAAUGUGUCAUGCACUUUUUAUGUAUGUAAGUACUUUGAAUAACUUGCUAUGUCCACUCCUCUUUACAAAUUUUAAUGCUUUUAUUAUAAUUAGCGUAACUCCAGUGCAAAAAUAAAAAUCUAUGAAUAAAUACCUA
This is a messenger RNA of Ceratitis capitata (Mediterranean fruit fly), 4214 nucleotides long. RefSeq names its product protein O-GlcNAcase (gene Oga). Gene Ontology annotation, molecular function: beta-N-acetylglucosaminidase activity. Bases 305 to 3769 code for a protein of 1154 amino acids. The record is from RefSeq and is a predicted model, not a curated record. The transcript has 12 exons. NCBI's taxonomy places the organism in Eukaryota, Metazoa, Arthropoda, Insecta, Diptera, Tephritidae. Gene Ontology annotation, biological process: glycoprotein metabolic process.